AUGAACUGGCCGCCGAUCGAGCGACAGCCCAGGAAAAUAUGCCGAGGCCACUUUGAGUUCUAUGCGCUGGAUCGUCUCCCCGAGACUUAUUACUUCGCCCAGGACAAGAUCGAGUCACACACCCUGCACUUCCUCCGGGAAGGCAGCACCGAAUUAGAUGGUCGUCGAGUCUUAAUUGUAGUUCACCCGGCCAUUGCGCACAGAUGGAUCAACGAGCCUGAUACCGUCGGACACGAAAUCAGCUGCAAGGGUUAUGCGGUGCUUGAGAAUCCGGAGAGCCUACAGGACCAGGAAUCUAUGGAAAAGGAGUUGUGA
Molecule: messenger RNA, 315 nt
Organism: Penicillium alfredii
Lineage: Eukaryota; Fungi; Ascomycota; Eurotiomycetes; Eurotiales; Aspergillaceae
Exons: 1
Coding region: 1-315 (104 amino acids)
Source: RefSeq, a predicted model, not a curated record